AUGAAUUUCCUUUCUUUAAAUAUUAGAGGUUUAGGAGAGGGGGGUAAAAACAAAGCGGGUUGGAUAAAAAAUUUAAAGCGGGAAAAUGGUAUUGAUUUCAUCGCUUUGCAAGAAAUUCAAUUUCGUGACAUUUCAGGUAUCGAAUUCGAGAAAUUUUGGGGAGCUGGCAAGUUCGAGAUGGACCACGUUCCGGCGGCUGGCAGAUCUGGAGGGGUGGUUAGUAUGUGGGACCCUGGUAUUCUUAAGGUACAAGAUUCUUUCAAACAUGCCAAUUUUUUAUUAACUAGGGGGACUUUAAAAGGCAGCAAUCAAGUUAUUAAUAUUGUGAACGUCUACGCUCCUCAUAAAGUCCCUCAAAAAAAGGCUCUCUGGGAUGAUAUUGGGGGGGGGGGGGUGAUGGGUAGUCACCCAGGCUGGUGGGUGAUUCUGGGAGAUUUUAAUGCAGUGCGUUUUAAGGAGGAAAGGCGAAAUUCUAUUUUCAAUUCUAAAUGUGCUUCUAUUUUUAAUGACUUUAUCGAUGAAAAUGGGUUAAGGGAGUACGAAAUGAAAGGGAGAAAAUUUACGUAUCUCAAAGAUAAUGAUAAUAAACUGAGCAAAAUUGAUAGAGUGUUGGUGUGUCAAGAUUUUUUUAUGAAGUGGCCGGUGGCGUGCCUUCGGGCGAUGCCGAGAUUGUUUUCGGAUCACUGCCCGCUGAUUUUGACUUGCUCGGAUAAAAACUUUGGGCCUAAGCCAUUCAGAUUUUUCAACUCUUGGUUGGAAAGAAAGGAUUUCGACGAGGUGGUUCUUAAGGAGAUUUCUAAGUUUAGCGGAGUUGGGAAUCCUGACGAGGCGUUAUUUCAAAAACUUAAGAAGAUUAGGGAAGCUUUAAGAAUAUGGAGAAAAGAGGUUUUAACGAAGGAAGGGGAAACGGAGAUGAAGCUGAAGGAAGAGUUAGAGUGUUUGGAAGAGGUGGCGGAAGGCAGAGAGUUAACUGAAGAAGAGGAGUGGACUAGAAUGGAAUGCCUGAAAGAUCUAAAGGAGAUAGAAGGGUACAAAGUGAAAGAUAUCAUACAAAGAUCUAGAGCUAGAUGGGAUUUGGAAGGUGACGAGAAUACGAGGUUUUUCCACGGUUACAUUAAAAGUAGAAGGGCUUGUAACAAUAUUCCGGGCCUAAUGAUUAACGAUGUUUGGGUCACUAGACCAUCUUUGAUAAAAAAAGAGAUUAUGGGUUUCUUCAAAAGGGCGUUCGAGGAAAAGAUUAGAGAAAGACCUAAACUCAUUUUCCAGAAUGCUAAGCGUCUUUCGGAAGCAGAAGCGGCGUCUCUGACGGUCCCUUUCAGUAAAGAGGAGAUUAAACGAGCGGUGUUUGAAUGUGGAUCUGACAAAGCUCCUGGGCCGGACGGUUUUAACUUUAACUUUAUAAAAAGGUAUUGGAACGUUUUCGAAAAUGAUUUCUUGUAG
Molecule: messenger RNA, 1440 nt
Organism: Helianthus annuus (common sunflower)
Lineage: Eukaryota; Viridiplantae; Streptophyta; Magnoliopsida; Asterales; Asteraceae
Exons: 1
Coding region: 1-1440 (479 amino acids)
Molecular function (GO): catalytic activity
Source: RefSeq, a predicted model, not a curated record